Messenger RNA from Tetrahymena thermophila SB210, 1512 nucleotides. RefSeq lists its product as hypothetical. Lineage: Eukaryota; Ciliophora; Oligohymenophorea; Hymenostomatida; Tetrahymenidae. The record is from RefSeq and is a predicted model, not a curated record. The transcript has 3 exons.
AUGCACUCAAGUGAUAAAGCAAUAUUAUAGCAUUAAAACGAUAAUGUAGCUAUCGAUAGUCACAGCCAUCAGUCUACUAGCAACUAGCAACACAAUUUAGCUUCUUUGGAAUCUGAAUCCAAAAAAAGAAAAAAAUAGAAGGAUAAAGAAUUCGAAAAGAAGCAAAAACAAGCCAACCAACUUUCUCAUUAGCAAGAUGACGAAUUCGAUAGCGAAGAUAACAAUCAAAAUGAGGAAUCCACAGAAGACCAAAACAACACCGUUUUUGAGCCAAAAAAGUAGAAAAAGAUUAAAUUGAAUGAUAAUGAAAAGACUUCAAUUUCUUACACUUCCAAAGAAAAGGAAGAAAAUAAAUCAAAUGUUCAUGAUGACGAAGAAGCACAAAAUGGCAUAGAAGAAGAGCACCAAUCAGGCUUGCAAGAUAAAAUUCAUAAGAACAAUGAAGAAGAGAAUGAAGAGAGCGAAGAUGAAAGCGAUAAUUUUGAUGAUCUUCCAGUCAAUGGUCAAAGCACUUUAUCUUUAAAAAAAGUAUACACUAAGCAAGUUAAGCACUUGGUUUAAGAAGAAUAAUAAGCUUAAAAUCAUUUAAAAUAAGCCUUGAACAAAGAUAAAAAUACCAUUGACGAGGAAAAACAAGAUUAAGAGCAAUAAGAAUAAAAUGAGAGCAGUGAUGAAAACGAACAAGAUGCCAUACAAUAAGAAAACGAGGAGGGAAGUGAAUUCGCUGAUAAAGACAGCCAUAAUGAAGAAGAAGAUGAUGAAGAUAAUGAUGAGGAAAAUAACGAGGAAGAGGAAGAAGAAUCAUAAGAAGACGAAGAUGAUGAAGACAAUGAGCAAGAAGAGUUGGAAGAAGAAAAGCCCACUAAAAUUAAAAUAUGCAUGGGUUUCAGAAAUGCGAUGGGUAAAUAAAGAAAUGGAGAUUAUAGCGAUGAUGAUGAAGAUAAGGAAGAUGAUGACGAAGAAGAGGAUGAAGACGAAGAUGAGGAGGACAAUAAGAAUUCUGAAGAAAAUGAAGAAGAGAGAGAAAAUGAAGAGGAAGAAGACGAGGAAGAAGAAGAUGAUGAAGAUUAUGUAGUAAUGGAAGAUGAUCUUUUGUAAGAAAAAUAAGAUAGAAUCUUAAACCAAAUGUGGUCAGAUGAAACCCUAAAGAAACUUGAAAUUGAUGAUUUAGAUGAGCCUAUUGAUGAAGAAUAAGACAUCGAAGGCUUUGACAUUGAAGAGAUAAUGAAAGAUGAAAAAAGAAAAUAAUAUAUUGAAAGUUUAAUGGAAUGUUUACCUCCAUAUAUGUAUUGCAGCACUUAAGAAGAAAAGGACGAAUUCUUCUAAAAACUCAAUAAAGAAUUCAAAAAAAACCUCUAGUUAGAUGGCAAUCCCCUUAAGCAUUCUCACAAAAAGAAAGUCAAAUUCAAUUUCUAAAAGGCUUAAGUAGUCGAGUUCGAUUUUACAAAGAAAGUAAAGAAUAUAAGUAAACUGCCUAUUAGAGAAGGAAUAACAGAAAUAAAAACCAACUGA